CUUCAUCAUCAUCAUCUUCUUCUUCGUCCUUGUUACACUGCUUCUCAGGUACCAUCAAGUCAUGUCUUCCCUUUCCUCGUCUAGUUCCCACUCGCCGGAGCCCGACAGAAUGCUCAGGCCCGAGAAGCGGAGGCUGCUCUCUCCAGAGGACGAAACCAUAGAUCCGGAAAACCACCAGAUUCACAAGCAACCAUCCCGAUGGCGAUUGAGGAUCCAACGCGCCCUCAUCACGGUCUUCCUUUCUGGCAUGACAAUCCUAUCGCUGCUCCUGUUCUUCUUUCUUGGCCGCAUUAUCUCCGGCCAUCCGCAGGAGCCCAUCAGUGACACAAGGCCCUCCCUCCGCAGUCCAAUCAAGAAUGUUGUGGUGGUCGUACAGGAAAACCUGUCUUUUGACACUUUUGCCGGCGGACUGAGCUACAAUCCCGACAUCGAUGGCCUCCUCCGCACCCAAUACUGCAAUCCAGCCAAUAUCUCCGAUCCAGCCUCCCUUCCGGUGUGCGCGAAGCCCACCGCCCAGGACGUCGCCUCCGAUGAUCCCGACCACAGUAUCGCCGGAGGCAACCUACAGAUCUACGGCACGUACGAUCCUGACCCCGACCUUGACCGUCCCACCAUGCAGGGGUUCGUGACAGAGCAGAUUCGCGCCUACGGGCUGGACGGGGACCUCGGUCGUGCAGGCGAGGUCAUCAACUACUACUCCCCGGAACGCGUGCCCAUCCUCAACGCAUUGGCGGAGAAUUUCGUUCUCUUCGAUCGUUGGUUCGCUUCGGUGCCUGGUCCAACGAACCCCAACCGGGCCUACCUGACAUCGGGCACCUCACACGGCCACGGGUCCAACGACCCCGACUUCGAUACAUCCUCCUUGCCGCAAGUUUCUAUCUUCGAGCAGCUGACUGCCGCCAACAUCAGCUGGAUUAACUAUUCCAACACCACGGGCUUUCUCCCCGAUGCGCUCUUCUAUACCUGGACGAAGAUCUCAGGCCACGGGGUCUCGAACGUGAAGCCGAUUGAUCAGUUCUACAAGGAUGCAAAGGCGGGCACCCUGCCGCAGUUCACCUGGAUCAACCCGGAAUGCUGCUCGUAUACCUCCUUUCACCCACCGUCGCCCAUUCAUCUGGGCGAGGGGUUUCUGAAGAGCCUCUACGAGGUGCUGCGGGCGUCCCCGCAGUGGAACGAGACCCUCUUCAUCGUCACGUUCGACGAGCAUGGUGGGUUUGCGGACCACGUCCCCCCUCCGGAGAACGUACCGGCUGGGGACGACCUGACAUAUACCGAAACAGCUCGGGAUGGCACCCAGACGACCUUCCGGUUUGAUCGGCUAGGAGUCCGCGUGCCGACGCUGCUGAUCUCGCCCUGGGUGGACAAGGGAGCGGUCCAGCACGGACCGACAGACCAACCGAAUGACUUCACCCACACCUCCAUCCUGAAGUAUGUGGCGGAACUGUGGGACUUACCCUUGUUGACCCCCCGCGUAGCCUGGUCCCCCAGUUUCGGGGGCUUGCUUCGGGAUUCCAUGCGGUCGGACACCCCGCAAAGAUUACCGGAGCCGUGAGCGGGCGCUAGUACUGGCGAGUCAUCUUUUGGUUCCUCUCCUCAAUGGAAAUAAGACCAAGCUCAAAUCUAAUUAGUUAUAUAUAUCGAUG
Messenger RNA from Aspergillus saccharolyticus JOP 1030-1, 1643 nucleotides. RefSeq names its product putative phosphatidylglycerol specific phospholipase. Gene Ontology annotation, biological process: phospholipid catabolic process. The transcript has a single exon. The coding region runs from base 62 to 1552 and encodes 496 amino acids. Gene Ontology annotation, molecular function: hydrolase activity, acting on ester bonds. The record is from RefSeq and is a predicted model, not a curated record. Lineage: Eukaryota; Fungi; Ascomycota; Eurotiomycetes; Eurotiales; Aspergillaceae.